GUGAUUUUUCAUUGUCUCAAGAUUAAAGCGCAAAUAAAAGGUGUUUUCCCUUGUACAAACUUUCAUCCUAUGUUACAUCAAUCCUUACAACAAACUUUCUAAACUCAUUUGCCCCGGAAGCAAUGUACUCGUUCACACCGACACCUAAAUCCUCGUCCGAGCAAAUGGACAGUGCCCGAAUCCAGUCAUUUGAAAGCAACCAUCUUCACCAAGAAGACGAACACAUCGUUCUGGUACAAAAUGCAGCGUUUGAGAGCGUCACGUCAUGCACAAAUCCGCACUGCCUCUUUCCCAACUCUAGACAUUCAUCAGCCAGUGGUGCCGAGGAGUGCCGAUGCGUGAGAAAAGAAGUAAAGGAGAAAUCCCGUAUAGCUCAAGUUGACCUACCAGAGCCAGAGGAGUCCAUCCCAAGUUCUAUUUCGACCCCAAAGUCUUGCCACACAGAGCGCAGACAUGCCCCUCUCCCAUCAUCAACUCACAGCAUCACUCCAGUCAGCUCAACUGAUUACGAAAUCCCUUUGACCCCGGGGCCUGCCUCCAAUGUACGCCAGUUGGCUGCGAAGUUUGCCGGCAUGUGCACGGAAAUGACCUAUCCUGGAAGAAUCAAUGUAAUCACAAACAUCUCCGCACUCAAAGUACUUUCACAGAACCAGCGAUAGCUCAACUAGGGCGUAGGCGCUUUGAAAAUCCUCUUAUGAGACUGGAAGUACUGGAGUGGGAUGGAAAGAUAACGAGGGUCCCGGCCAACACGAUGUUUGGUGCUACUAGGGGAUCGAAGCACUGAGAAUUUGGGUCGGGGACGGCGUCGAACAUCUAGAGGAAUCAAAGACUGUAAUGAUUGUUGGGGCAUUGUGAAUAGAGAAAGAGGAUAUAGCUAGUUUUGACGAGGUAGAAGUGCGGGAUAGUACAAGCCCAAGUGGGAAUUUCAAUAACUCCAUAACUGUUGUGGAAAUGGUGAUGUGUUUUUUCGAAUUGUGAGCGUCCUUUUUGGUACUUUUUG
Messenger RNA from Cucurbitaria berberidis CBS 394.84, 1000 nucleotides. RefSeq lists its product as uncharacterized. The coding region runs from base 123 to 659 and encodes 178 amino acids. The record is from RefSeq and is a predicted model, not a curated record. NCBI's taxonomy places the organism in Eukaryota, Fungi, Ascomycota, Dothideomycetes, Pleosporales, Cucurbitariaceae. The transcript has a single exon.